Molecule: messenger RNA, 2250 nt
Organism: Pristis pectinata (smalltooth sawfish)
Lineage: Eukaryota; Metazoa; Chordata; Chondrichthyes; Rhinopristiformes; Pristidae
Product: cytochrome P450 7A1-like
Biological process (GO): cholesterol homeostasis; bile acid biosynthetic process
Molecular function (GO): iron ion binding; heme binding; steroid hydroxylase activity
Source: RefSeq, a predicted model, not a curated record
AUGGGGCGUGGCACUGAGGAGGACUACGGAGAGGUGGAGGAGCAAAUUCAGGAUCGCUUCAAGUCAUUGGACUGGACCACAUUCAAGGAUUCAUCAGACUUAAAUGAACAUGCCACAGUUGUCACUGACUUCAUAAGGACAUGCAUGGAUGAAAAAGAAGGUGAGCCUCCAGGAAAUGGCUGGAUUCCGUACUUGGGAUGUGCUUUAGAGUUUAAUGCAAAUCCUCUCAAGUUUCUGAAAACUCGCCAGAAGAAAUAUGGAGAGAUUUUUACAUGUAAGAUAGCUGGGAACUUCAUCACAUUUAUCACUGACCCCUUCUUGUACAACUCUGUAAUUCGGCAUGGAAAAUAUUUUGACUUUCAGAACAUUGCAUUAACAAUUUCAAGAAGGGUAUUUGACCAUGCUGAUUUUAAUGAUGCCAAAUAUGAGAUAGAUUAUGAAGACAUUCAUCAAAUCUUCAACAAGACUCUACAGGGAAGUGCCUUGGGCCCUUUGGCAUCAAGUAUGAUGGAGAACCUUCAGUUUGUAAUAUCACAGAUCGAGUCAUCCUCAGACUCAGAUGGCUGGAUCACUGAAAACCUUAAUGCAUUUUCAUACAGGAUACUGUUUGAAGCUGGGUACUUAACUCUCUUUGGAAAAAAUGAAAAAGCAAUGAAAGCAAAGGAUAUUGAAAAGCUGAAUGCGCAGCAUGCUGCCAUUCAGACUGCCAUGGAGAAUUUUAAAGUGUUUGACAAAUCAUUUCCUGCUUUAGCUGCCGGUAUUCCAAUGUUGUUUUGCAGAGCAGCCAAGGAAUCAAGAUUGGCUCUAGAACAGGCAUUUUUGUCUAAAGUCUUAAACCAGAAUGACAAUAAAUCUCUCCUCAUUGAGGAAAGAAUGAAACUUUUUGACCAUUCACCUGCACUUGACGAUCUCAGCAAGGCGAAGACUCAUGUCGUAAUGCUGUGGGCUUCCCAGGCCAAUACCCUUCCUGCUAGCUUCUGGAGCCUUUAUUAUCUAAUAAGGUCCCCAGAAACAUUGAAAGCAGCGAGAAAUGAAGUUGAAAACCUGCUUCGUAUAACAAAUCAAAACACUGGAGACAUUAAUAAUCCUAUCAUAUUCACUAAAGAACAACUGGAGAGCAUGACAAUUACAGGUAGUCUAAUAAGCGAAGUUCUCCGCUUAUCCAGUGCAUCAAUGAUGUUGCGUGUCGCCACUGAGAACUUUGUGCUACCACUGGAUUCAGGUAUAAAGGUGGCUGUGCGAAAAGGAGAUAAAAUUGGUUUAUUUCCUCAACAAGUACAUUUGGACCCAGAUAUUUAUGAGGACCCUUUGGAAUUUAAAUAUGACAGAUUUUUGGAUGAAAAUGGAAAAGAGAAGACCACAUUCUACAAAAAUGGUAGAAAGCUUAAGAACUACCUUUUGCCAUUUGGCUCUGGUGUCAGUAUGUGUCCUGGUCGUUUUUUUGCUAUCAAUGAGAUCAAACAGUUUUUGUCUUUACUAUUAUGCUACUUUGACAUGGAACUGCUUGAUCCCUCAGCACCGAUUCCACCCCUUGAUAAUUCAAGGGCUGGGUUAGGAAUUCUCCCGCCAGUUCAUGAUGUUCAGUUCCGUUAUCGUCUGAAAUAACAAUGGCAUACUGAUAUCACAGAAAACUAGAAUUUGGCACAAUGCCUAGUAUAGAAUUUUUUGUCUUUAUUUAGGCUAUAUAAAAACUAAUACUCUUCUGCUUUAUAUGCCAACCCCUGUUAUAACAAUUUUAUAGUAAUUAAAGUUUUAAAAAAGUGUUGGGUCUAUCCUACUGUUUCUUAAUUUUUCUACUAACAAUUGUGGAAUUCUUACAAUAUAGCCCUGAGUUCAUGAAGCUACAAUUUGCAGAGCUGCUGUUCAGGGCUGCCCUCAAUCAGUAUUGUUAAUAAAAAGGUUUAAAUGUUGUCCUCUUUAAGGGUGUUGGUAUCAGUGACAAUGUUUCAUAGAUGAAGAAAUAUUAUGUGGAAUUAUAUAUAACCUUCAACGCAGGAAAUAGUAAUUCUGCCUGGCUAGCAUGUGCUGGUGUUCACAAUGCACACAAAUCUUUUCUCCUACCAAUAUUAUCUCAGCGCUUUAGCAUACCUUCCCAUUCUUGUUUUUUUAAAUAUAUUCAUCUAAUUUCCUUUUGAAAGCACUAACUACUCUUUGUAUAAAGAAAAUUCUCUUUUGGUUAUAUAGCAUGAGCUAAUUUUCUAAUACAAAUGUUAAUUUAAACAAAAAUUACUCCUGCUUUUCCUUUAAAAA